UAUAUUUCAAGUAUCUGUCGGCUGGGAGUUGUGGCGUGCUCCUGUAAUCCAGCUACUUGGAGGCCGAGAGAUGGAACGGUUUGAGAACGGGAGACCUACCUGCAGGGGUACCAUGUCGAUCGGAUGUCCGCACUAAGCCCGGCAUCAAUAUGGGUAUCUUUGGGGAACCAGAGAGGUCCAGGUUGUCUAACGCGAGACGAACCGGCCCAGGGUGGAAACACAGCAGGCAAAAGUCUCCGUGUCGUGCAGUAGUGGGAUCGCAUCUGUGAAUGGGCGUUUGUUGGUAGCCCGUCCGAUAGAACCGAACCAUCUUUUUUUCUCCCUCUUUUGCAGCUAAAACAAUAUAUUGACGACAUGUAAUUGGAUUUCUUCUUUUCAGUCUGCUAAAUUUCUGUUAAAGCUAGUCAGAAUUUGUCAAUGCGAUGCCUAAAAUGCCAUGGGUAAAUAUAUAUACCAUACUCAUGUUUUGGGAUAUUCUGAUCCAUAUGUUAGCAUAUUCAGGACAUACAAAUACAAAAUGUAAUUAAUUGUUUUAUGACUUUGCGGCCCAUUGGUCCACUGAGGGCGGAAAGGAAUAAGAAAAAGAUGUCCACAUUGAAGCUGUGAUCGGUAAGGCUCGGUUGGUUAGCUGGUUGAGUAGGAAUGACGUAUACGUGCAUGUGCUUCUCUGCAGGUGAUUUUGCGCUAUUUGGCGUAGAGGGAUGAGGAUGAUAAAUGGUAGAGGAAACCUCCACGACAACCAGCACUGAGAAAAGGUGUAACAAAGAGUCCCGAGACGAGAACUCUUGACUAUUUUACUGCAGUGGUUAUAAGCAUCGUCUCCACUGCCGUACGCUUCUUCGGCUGCCAGCUUUUGGUAUGCUCAUCGAGUCACGCGGUUUAAAAAAAGGAUCUGUAUUUAACUCUUGAGAACGUGUAUCAGAUGAGUCAAACGAGAACUAGGCAUCCCUAAAUUAUGAUACAUAUAAAUGUAUAGAAAAUGAUAAUAUGUAUAUUAUAUAAAUACAAUUUUAACGCGUUUAAUUAAAUACAACAAAACUCCAAACAGCUCUUUACUACUGAAAAAUCACAAACAGAUCAUGGCAACGCUAUAAACAAAUAUGGCGUUUCGAUACUGAAGGAUAUUGAAAACAACGAACGUUUUGGAUGAUUAAAAAGACAUUAUCAUUUUCUCGUUAUUUAAGUCGGUUUGAAGAUUUGUAGGAGAAAAUGUAUUUCAAUUAUCAGUGAUUUUAUUUUGUGACAAAGAAGGAGUUCAACUUAUAAAUAGCCUACUAAUUGUGCCUCAAUCAUAAUUUUUACAUCACGGGUACGUGUGACAAUCGAGAUGUCAAAAUCAAAAGGAAAAGGCAAGAAAGGAAACGACAAGGGGAAAGGAAAAAAGAAAGGCAAAGGAAAAGGUGAUGCAGAGGCAACUGCAGUUGUCAAAAAACUUUUGAAAACAUAUGAGAAAAAUUGCAGCCUCAGCUCAUCCCAGGUGUCUCCACAUGUUCGUAAAGCACUUAAAUCUGCCAUAACUGAUGAGAAAGUUGUAACGAAGUUUAUCUUUGAAUCCAUGAUGGUGGAAAAUGAAGGUGAUCUGCCAGUAUUAUUUGAGCCAUUGAUCAUGACAUUACGACAGGAGCGUUACACUUACAUUAGAGACUUGUAUGUCUGGGACUACCCUAUCAGCUAUGAAAAUAUAGCUAAUUUUAGUCUUUUUCUGGAAAGACCUUACUACAAACUACGGCUUCUUGAACUGAUGGACUGCUUGAUUGAGCCUCUUUCCAUUUCCCGUUUUUCCAGAGUCUUUUGCCUUCAAGACCAGUUGACCACUCUCAACUUGGACUACAAUGAAUUUGGCGACGAAGGAGCCAAGUACCUCAGUGAAGGACUGAAGGGUAACACAACAAUGCUGUCUCUAAGUCUCUGUUUUUGUGGGCUGGGUGUUACCAGUGGUACAUAUCUGGGUUAUGUCAUCUCCACAACUGCUGUUAGAGAGCUAUACCUAGAUGGCAACAACCUGCAGUGUGAGGGUGCCACGGAACUCAUAAAGCUCUGUGUGGACCAGGCAGAGGUGGAGGCCUCACAGCGAGAAGAGGAGGUUUUGAGGAAGGCAGAGGAAGAGGCAUUACGACUUCAGGAAGAGAAAGAGAACAGAUACCGCAGUGGUACAGAACUGAGUGAGGGAGAAAGUACAGAUGCUAAAAGUCCACCAGGAAGUGCCAAGAAGAAGAAAAAGAAAAAGAAAGGAAAGAAAAAGAAGAAAAAGGGGCCCCCUCCGCCCCCACCUGUUGGCCCAUGGGUAUAUAAGCUGCAUCUGGCAGACAAUGGAAUAGACAAUCUGGGUGAAGGAGGCAGCUUUGCACCGAUCAUUUGCAUGAGACUCUUCAAAAAGCUUUUGAUGAAUUCGAUGUGUCUAGAGGAAUUUGACUUAGAGGACAAUCUCAUUGGAGAUGUUGGAGGUCGUGAACUUGCUGAUGGGCUGACUUACAGGAAAGAGCAAAAAAUGCCCGGUGUUAAAGUAAGAGUAACACAUCGUAUGUGCACAGACACAUUCAAUAUGAUUGUAAAGCUGGGCUCAGGGCUGAAAAAGAAGAAAAAAGGCAGAAGAGGAAAGAAAAAGAAAAAGUAAAUCUUGACAGUCUCCAUCUCAGUUUGUAAGCAAACAAGGGAGAAAGAGUUCUGACAUGUGUAAGUGAAAAAAAGAUAAUUUAUUCUCUUCCUAAUUCAAGGCUGAUGGCUUUUCUGUGGAUGCAUUUCAUAUUUUGAGACUGUGAUAAUGUCAUAUUUUGAGGCUGUGGGAACAUUUCAUAUUUUGAGACAUGGUUUUUCUGUGCAAGCAUUUUCUACGCAAAUAUGUAUUGAGAAAUGAAGAAUGUUUAAUCAGGUAAAAGUGUACAGCUGAAAUUCGCGUACAAUGUUUCACACUUUUAAUUCACAUGAGCAGUUUGUAGCUUCCCCUGGACUUUAGGGGUUUUGUUGUUUGUAUGCACCUGUCAUUCUCAAUGUAGCAUCAUCUUGUGCAAAAUCAUCAAACAUUUCCAAUCAGACUUUGCAGGAUUGUUGUAGCUUGUUUUGCUAAACCAUUGGAUGUAACUCAGACAAUAGAAUUAUGUAUUUAUUUUUGUAUUGAAUACACAUUCUAGUGUUUUCUCAAUAUUUGUUAUUACCAAAAUAACUGUGAUAGCAUGAAAACUGCAGGAUUUAAAAAAAAAUGAAGAUGUCAUCUGAUGCAUGUAAUAAUGGAAGUAAUUAUCUUUAAAUUACUUAUACAAAUUUAGCUAUUUCUUUAUUUUUGUUAUCAGGUUAUUUUGUGAAAACCAUGUGUUUGCAUAUAUGCCUUUGCAUACAUGCAUGAUCUCUUAACAACAGUUACAAAUAAUAUAUUUAUAUUAAAUGCCUGACAAUAACUGCCAGGUAUUCACAGUACAGGCACCAAUGAACUCUCUGUUUUUACUAUAAACUUAGUGAGUCUUAGUUUUAUUGUGAGUCAUAGAAAUGAAUUUAAUAAUAAUAAUAAAGUUAGUUUAUAGAGCACUUAAUCCCAUCAUGAAAAGUAAGCUCACAGCACUUGAUGAAAAAAUAUAUAAACACACAGACAGAAAAAUAACUAUAACAUUUGUAUCAAGGCACAUAACAGAAUACAAAUUUGAUUCUGAACAUGAAGAAAACAGGUUAACUGAAACAGACAGUAGUUCUGAUGAAGAUUUGGAGAUGAAUAGUAACAUGAUUUAAAUAACAAAAUCCCACCAUCAAUGAUAAUUGAGGAAAUAAUUUACCAUCUAUCUGUGCACCUUCAAAACUGAAAUAGUUCCAACCACAAAACAUCUCCACACUGACAAAUGUGUUGUCUCUAUAUAGACAUGUUCAUUCCCGUCUAAAACUGCAAGACCCACUCCUAUGUGAUAACAGAUUCUUAUCUUGUUCACUUUACAUAUUUGUUAUUCUGUGAUCAUACAAACAGUAGCAGUCUUAAUUUUUGUGUUUCCAUUGUUAUACUGGUGAUAUUGCUUUGUUAUAUAUCAAUCUGUAUGACAGUGCCUCCUAAAUUUUGUUUGCAUACCUGCACUUACCUGCCAGUAAGAAACGUUGAAUUCCUUGUAAUGUUACGUAAAUCAUGAGAUGAAGGGAGAAGGUGUUUGAAACUGUUAAAAUAAAUUAAACCAAUUUUGGUUGCAAACUGUAUUUUGUUGCUUUGUUCUUUUCUCCCCUCUCUUACUUUUUUUCGUUGGGUUGCCCAAAAGGAAACUAACCACACCAGAGCCAACUAACAGUGGCGUAUAAGCCAUACAAGCCCUGCCCUCUUGCUUCCAGCCUCAGAUUUCAUUGCACAUUUACAGAUUACUUCCCAGAAGUGUAUGAUGAGUAAGCUGUCAUGGAAGUGCAGAGUAUGGUAAGAAAAUGGUGUAGUAGAAAGGACAUCGAAUACAUUAGGACGGUUAGAUGGACACGACUGUUAUUUUCCAGAUUCAGGGUGUAAGAAACGAAGUAUACAUAACAACUGGAAAAUAAAAUACUACUACUAUAUACAUUAUGAACACACAUGCAUGUCGCACUCAAAACUUGGGUGGAAUGCACACAUAGACCGUACAUGUCAGCACGGACUACAAACCGAAUAUUGAUAUCCCCGCUUAUGAGGAAUGAAAGAUAACAGAUGUAGAGAAAGAUAAAAAAGCACUUUUAAAAAAGUCUGAAAAUUCAGUUGUCUUUAUGUUGGCGCCAUUUGUGCUGUUCGUUCCUCUCUCCUUUAUAUAUUAUAUUUCUGUCUGUCUGUGGAGAAUUCAUUCAGUCCUAACCCUGACAGUAUGUUCAGAUAGAAGUCGUUUCACCUCAGCUCUCAGACCCUUCAGCAAGUCAGGUGAGAAAGACAUUUUAUUGCCAGGCUAGUCGGCAGUGCCUGUUCGUGAUCUGUACCCUAUCUAUUGUCCGGGUAGUAAUUGUAAACAGCUGGACACUAGUAGCUAGCACAAAGUGUACGCCCAACAUUCCCCGCACGGGCGAUGCCAUUCCAUUCCAUUGGAGAGAAGUUCUGCCUUUAAAUGAAUGGACGAAAGGGAUGUUCAAGUCCAUACCAGUGUCCCUGCUGUACGGGACAGAGGCAGAGCAUUCCAAAUAUUAGACCCUGAGAAAGAAAAUUUUCAUAUGAUAACUAGUAUGCGGGUAUAGUGUUGGAGGCACACUCUUGCUUCCCCGCAAGUCAAGCAGAGACGCAGGCGGACUGAUAUGCAUAGGGUAAAUCAGCGGAAUGGAACUGGUCGAGGAAUCAACGUCUUCGCACUGGGUUCUUGAGGAGGAAAGUUGUAACAGGUCAGUUCAAGGCUGUUCAGAUCCCCACUGUGAGUUUCUCUUGGAAUCGUGACUGCUCCAGCACAACUGACUCCAGAAAAGGGUAAGGACCCCCUUUACCACACAGUGCUCAACGCUUCAUCAGCACUUAUCUUGCUUCAUGAUUUCAGCCCCUGACAGGAAGAUGAUUUUCAUCAGAAACUUUAUUUUCAUUCUGAUAUAAGCUUUUUCAAACACAAAUGUCCUGGUUCAAAUUGCUGUCCUUCAACUACAACAUCAGUGGAUAUUACUCAUGGUGCAUAUUUUUGUUUACCACAAUGGUAAUGUUUUAGCAUGCUUAAAAAUUUAGUUGUGUACAUGUUUUAAUUCUUUACUUGCUAUAUUCUGAUUUCCUUACUAAAAUAAAUUUCAGUUUUGAUAUUAUAAUUCAAUUUUUUAAUGGUACACUGUCAAUAAAAAAAAUACACAUUUUAUUUUUAUUCUCUUGGUUAGUCAGUUUUGUACACCCAAACAGUCAGCCAAAGGUGUAGCAAACAUAAAUAUUCUUAUUGCAAUGGAAGUGACAUUUACCUAGUUCAGAGUAUUGGAUAAUAUCAAUGACCUCUACCAAAUGGUAGGCUAUGAGAUCUAUAAAACUAUAGUAAGAAAGAAAGAGCAAAAACUUUUAUAAAGUUUCUGCCAUUUGGCAAGCACAUUUCUAAAAUAUACAUAGUAUAUAUGCAGAUCUUUUUAAACUAUUUAUAGUUGGUAACCAACAUAUUAAAUUACUGCUUUCAAAUUUAUUAAUCAUACUCUUUUAUUAAUAAGUCAUGUCAUGAUAUGUGUGCAACCUGUGGUAACUAUGAAUGCAUGCAUGAUCUAUAAAUGUGCAUGUGCAUGCAGAAGAAAGAAAGCAUGUAAUGUUCUGGAAAAUUAUAGGAAUGUAAAAAGUAGUUGUGUUCUUUUGACUGGUGCUGGAGCUAUUAUUAUUAAAAGUGCUACACAUUUUGUUUUUCUACCACUGUAAAAUGUGAAAUAAACAACUGUCACUCUAAAAAAUUGAAAAUUAAAAAAAAUGAAACAUAAACAUAAAAAGAUAAUAAAAAAAAAAAGGAAGAUCUGUACAUAACUGUCCGAGAGGAACUUGGUUGAUGCAACACUAA
Pomacea canaliculata is the source of this 6410-nucleotide messenger RNA. RefSeq lists its product as uncharacterized. NCBI's taxonomy places the organism in Eukaryota, Metazoa, Mollusca, Gastropoda, Architaenioglossa, Ampullariidae. The transcript is spliced from 11 exons. The record is from RefSeq and is a predicted model, not a curated record. Gene Ontology annotation, molecular function: protein binding. Gene Ontology annotation, biological process: positive regulation of inflammatory response. Gene Ontology annotation, cellular component: cytoplasm. The coding region runs from base 1328 to 2614 and encodes 428 amino acids.